Penicillium diatomitis is the source of this 1062-nucleotide messenger RNA. Its product is annotated as mitogen-activated protein kinase. Gene Ontology annotation, cellular component: nucleus; cytoplasm. NCBI's taxonomy places the organism in Eukaryota, Fungi, Ascomycota, Eurotiomycetes, Eurotiales, Aspergillaceae. Bases 1 to 1062 code for a protein of 353 amino acids. The transcript has 4 exons. Gene Ontology annotation, biological process: protein phosphorylation; intracellular signal transduction. The record is from RefSeq and is a predicted model, not a curated record. Gene Ontology annotation, molecular function: MAP kinase activity; ATP binding.
AUGGUCCAACAACCACCGUCCGGAGGAUCACGCAAGAUCUCCUUCAAUGUGUCGGAGCAGUACGAGAUUCAGGACGUGAUCGGAGAGGGCGCAUAUGGUGUGGUCUGCUCCGCCAUCCACAAGCCCUCCGGUCAAAAAGUGGCCAUUAAAAAAAUCACGCCCUUCGACCACUCCAUGUUCUGCCUGCGAACCCUGCGCGAGAUGAAGUUGCUUCGUUACUUCAACCACGAGAACAUCAUCUCCAUCCUCGACAUUCAACGACCCCGCAACUACGAGGGUUUCAAUGAGGUCUACCUCAUCCAGGAGCUGAUGGAGACGGACAUGCACCGCGUCAUCCGCACCCAGGAUCUAUCCGAUGACCACUGCCAAUACUUUAUCUACCAGACCCUCCGCGCCCUCAAGGCCAUGCACUCCGCCAACGUCCUGCACCGUGACCUCAAGCCAUCCAACCUGCUGCUGAAUGCCAACUGCGACUUGAAGGUCUGUGACUUUGGUCUUGCUCGCUCUGCCGCAUCCACCGAUGACAACUCGGGCUUCAUGACUGAAUAUGUGGCCACCCGUUGGUACCGUGCGCCGGAGAUCAUGUUGACCUUUAAGGAGUACACCAAGGCGAUCGAUGUGUGGAGUGUGGGUUGCAUCUUGGCGGAGAUGUUGAGUGGCAAGCCCUUGUUCCCUGGAAAGGACUACCACCAUCAGUUGACCCUCAUUCUGGAUGUUCUCGGCACACCAACCAUGGAAGAUUACUAUGGAAUCAAGUCCCGCCGAGCGCGCGAGUACAUCCGCUCCCUGCCCUUCAAGAAGAAGAUCCCCUUCCGUGCCCUCUUCCCCAAGAGCAAUGAUCUGGCCCUAGAUUUGUUGGAAAAGCUUCUGGCCUUCAACCCUGCCAAGCGUAUCACGGUGGAAGAGGCUUUGCGCCAUCCAUACCUCGAGCCUUACCAUGAUCCUGAGGAUGAGCCCACUGCGCCUCCGAUUCCCGAGGCAUUCUUCGACUUUGAUAAGAAUAAGGACACCUUGAGCAAGGAGCAAUUGAAGCUGUUGAUCUACGAGGAGAUUAUGCGGUGA